Molecule: messenger RNA, 2664 nt
Organism: Heterocephalus glaber (naked mole-rat)
Lineage: Eukaryota; Metazoa; Chordata; Mammalia; Rodentia; Bathyergidae
Gene: Inpp5a
Product: inositol polyphosphate-5-phosphatase A
Biological process (GO): phosphatidylinositol dephosphorylation
Molecular function (GO): inositol-polyphosphate 5-phosphatase activity
Source: RefSeq, a predicted model, not a curated record
CGGCCCCGCGAGACCCCAGCCCGGCUGGCCCGCAGGAAGCGGCCGCCACCGCCCAGCCCAGCGCCCGCGCCUCCUGGCACGAUGGCGGGGAAGGCAGCCGCCCCGGGCACCGCGGUGCUGUUGGUCACGGCCAACGUGGGCUCGCUCUUCGACGACCCAGAAAACCUGCAGAAGAACUGGCUUCGGGAAUUUUACCAGGUGGUGCACAUGCACAAGCCACACUUCAUGGCCUUGCACUGCCAGGAGUUUGGAGGGAAGAACUAUGAGGCCUCCAUGUCCCAUGUGGACAAGUUUGUCAAGGAACUAUUAUCAAGUGAUGCAAUGAAAGAAUACAACAGGGCACGAGUCUACCUGGAUGAAAACUACAAAUCACAGGAGCAUUUCACAGCACUAGGAAGCUUUUAUUUUCUUCAUGAGUCCUUAAAAAACAUCUACCAGUUUGACUUUAAAGCAAAGAAGUAUAAAAAAGUCACUGGCAAAGAGAUCUAUUCAGAUACUUUAGAGAGCACACCAAUGCUGGAGAAGGAGAAGUUCCCACAGGACUACUUCCCUGAGUGCAAGUGGUCAAGAAAAGGCUUCAUCCGGACAAGGUGGUGCAUUGCUGACUGUGCCUUUGACUUGGUGAACAUCCACCUUUUCCAUGAUGCAUCCAACUUAGUGGCCUGGGAGACAAGCCCCUCCGUGUACUCGGUUGUCCGGCACAAGGCCCUGGGCUAUGUGCUUGACAGAAUCAUCGAUCAGCGAUUUGAGAAAGUUUCCUACUUUGUCUUUGGUGAUUUCAACUUCCGCCUGGAUUCCAAGUCCGUUGUAGAGACUCUCUGCACAAAGGCUACCAUGCAGACGGUUCGGGCUGCUGACACCAACGAAGUGGUGAAGUUGAUAUUUCGAGAGUCAGACAAUGAUCGUAAGGUUGUGCUCCAGUUAGAAAAGAAGCUCUUUGACUACUUCAACCAGGAAGUCUUCCGGGACAACAAUGGCACUGCGCUUUUGGAGUUUGACAAAGAGUUGUCUGUCUUUAAGGAUAGACUGUAUGAACUGGACAUCUCAUUUCCCCCCAGUUACCCAUACAGCGAGGAAUCCAGCCAAGGUGAACAGUACAUGAACACUCGGUGCCCCGCGUGGUGUGACCGCAUCCUCAUGUCUCUGUCUGCCAAGGAGCUGGUCCUUAGGUCGGAGAGUGAGGAGAAGGUUGUCACCUAUGACCACAUCGGGCGCAACGUCUGCAUGGGAGACCACAAGCCUGUGUUCCUGGCCUUCCGAAUAGCGCCUGGGGCAGGGAAGAGGUGCCAGCGCAAUGAGAGGACCCUUCACAGACCUCCCUGUAGCAGCAUAUUGAAACUCGUACUCCUAACAGCUGCAUCAAAAACCUGCCCAAGCACCACCUGCUAGAUGGCCGGCCCCACACUUCGCUUCAGCCUCCGGACCACUCCGGAAAAGCCUCACAUACCUCACUGUCGUAUCUGUUCAUGUGACAUUGAGUAGAAACAUUGGUUUUUUAAAGACAAGUCAUAGUCCUGUUGCCAAAACUCGGAUAGCAAAGAGAUUCCAUAUUUUAGAUUUCACAGUUCUCCAUUUUUAAUAAUUGUCUGUGGAGGAGCUUCUGCAACGUAGAAACUCCAAGGUGUCAAGCAUCCCUCUCUGCCAGGAGGAGUUGUGCCUGGGCCAACCCAGGCAGUGAGGCCACCAUACGUGUCCACCCCAAGGGCCCUCCGUGGCCUGACUCUACUGCCAUGUUACAUGGUGUCUGAAUCACACUGCAGCUGCUUUCCAUUUUUAUAUAUAUAUAAAUACAUAUAAAUAUAUACUUUUUAAAAAUAAUUUAUAAAUCUUACCAAAACUUAUACUAAAUAUACUUUCCAGUAUGGAUGCACGAGUGUCAUAUCAGCGGGUAGAACUGCAGUCUAGGAGUUUAGGGAUGUGUACAUCGGCACACAAGUUUCCAAGACAGCAUUGACCUAGCAGUGCUGUGGGGCAAGAGCGGCCCCUCUGCACUUCUGCACUAGCAGUUUGUCACUCCUCUACCUUUCUCUGUGUAACAUUAAGAACUGAAUGUGAAGUUUAUAGCUAGCCUGGGUAUACCUUUUAAGAAUUUUGUAAAAUGUUUUGUCUGUGUCUUUUGUUACCGUUUUAUGGUGCCAAUAUUCUACAUUAAAAACCAUAAUCUCGUGGGAGAAUUAGAAAUAGCCUCGUCCGCUUCCCACAGAGAUUGCUUAACGUGAGCUGUAUAAAACAUGGAAAAGAAGCAACACUGGGCCGUGCUACCGACGCCUGUGUAACUACCCUGUUGCCAACAACACUCUGCUCCCAGCACUGAACACAGCGUCGGAAGGUGACUGCAGAGCCUGUUGACGAAACACAAGCGUGCGUUUUAUUGAUUUACUUCAGAACACUACAGUUCCUGGACUGCAAAAGCAUGAGAUCGAUGUUUGUUUCUAUAGAAAUCACUACUGUCGCGAGUCAUUUGGUGUCCGCGUGCCGACCUGUGUUCUUGACGCUACGCUGGUCGGUGUCUCUGUUAAAUGCUGUGGUCGCUGGUCGUCAACAAGCCACAUCGAGGCCACCACGCAGCAAUUCUGUCUGUGGGCUUCAACUGUGGGUCAUUCCGAAGGCCUUUGGAAGUGACUGCUUGGUUCCUAAGCAAUAAAAUUGAUCAUGGUGAAAACA